AUAUAUGGAAAUGCAAAAUAGGCACCGAAGCAUUCGAAUUACCGAGCUCAAGAGGAUGUUGGAAGGCUUAAAAUCUCUGAACUCAAGGCCUUUCGCAGCACCUAGAAGAAUCUUCACUCUUGUUAACCAAGGCAAGGCUCCACCAUACUCUGCAUUGCACCAAACAGUACUCAUAUUAUGGAGAAGAAAUCAUUACCAGCCACUCUCUAUGGCCUUGUCCACCUUCUCGUUUCAAAGCCUUAACAGCAACAGGCUGAUCUUUCAAACCAGUCUUGAGGCUAUCAUCAACGAAACCUUUGUAGACUUCCCCGAAACCUCCUUCACCGAGGAAAUUAUACUUUGA
Molecule: messenger RNA, 343 nt
Organism: Arabidopsis thaliana (thale cress)
Lineage: Eukaryota; Viridiplantae; Streptophyta; Magnoliopsida; Brassicales; Brassicaceae
Exons: 3
Coding region: 5-343 (112 amino acids)
Source: RefSeq, marked reviewed